Messenger RNA from Homalodisca vitripennis (glassy-winged sharpshooter), 3866 nucleotides. RefSeq names its product protein vestigial (gene vg). Gene Ontology annotation, biological process: regulation of transcription by RNA polymerase II. Lineage: Eukaryota; Metazoa; Arthropoda; Insecta; Hemiptera; Cicadellidae. The record is from RefSeq and is a predicted model, not a curated record. Gene Ontology annotation, cellular component: nucleus. The transcript has 6 exons. Bases 60 to 923 code for a protein of 287 amino acids.
CCUCAGUAGCCGACUGUGCGUGGACGUGUGAGAGUGCGCGAGAGUGCCAUGUGCUUGCUAUGAGUUGCCCGGAGGUGGUGUACCAAGCCUACUACCCUUACCUGUACCAGAGGGCGAGCACGUCAGCCGGCCCGCCCCGGACUUCCUCCUUCCCGCCGUACUACGACCGGUUAAAUGUACAGCAGCCGUACGGAGGAGUGGUGGCCGGAAGCAGUGGAGGCGGCAGUGUCAGCAGCGGGGGCGGCGCCCCCAGUCCUGCGUCCCCUCCUUCUACCCGCCACAAGGAUGACACCGACCACAGGGAUUCAGAUGGACGGUGUGACGAGGACGAUGACGACGACGUGGGCAGUCCUGGAGGCAGCAGAGCUCAGUACGUGUCGGCCAACUGUGUCGUGUUCACACACUACACAGGAGACGUGGCCAGUGUCGUGGACCAACACUUCAGCCGUGCGCUCUCCUACUCUCAGGAUAAGGCGUCUCCAGGCUCCGACAAAGAGUGUUCGCCGAUGUCGGCGAGGAAUUUCCCUCCUUCCUUCUGGAAUCAGAGCAGCGUGAGCGUCUCCCACGGGCACGGCGACCUGUACGGAGACUCCAUGUACCACGGGGCCACGGCCCACACCCCCGCGGACCCUUGGCAUACACACUACCAGCAGUAUACGGCGGCCGCACAUCAUCACAGAGCUGUUCACGACUACCAUCACCACCACCAACAUAUGGCCGGUUAUGGAGGACUGCUGCUGCCUCCCAGCUCGAGGCUGGCGCCUCACGCACAGUACCCCAAGGCGGUAGACUGGAACCACAGGCUUCACCAUGAGCAGUCCGCGCACCACCUCGACGCCGCCUCCUCGUACGCUUCGUACCCAGGCAUGGCAGGAUUGGAUCCUCCUGUACAAGAGUCAUCCAAGGACCUCUACUGGUUCUGAGCGUCAGCCAGCAAGUCUUCAGCGCCCUCAUGGUCCCUGUAGAUCUUCUGUACUCUACUGGAUGCUUCUGAGGACGCCUGACUUGUUGCAAACCGUUAUAAAAGACAAAGACUCUAGUGUAGAGAUAUUCCUUCCCCUAUUCCAUUUGAGACGCUGGUUGGGUGGUGGAUGGUGUCAGUCAAUUGUAUACCAUUCAACGUGAGUGCAAUACAUAAUUGCAUUACAUUUUCUAAAUUUUGGUAUUCUAUAAUUUAUUUGUUGACUUAUAUAUAAAACUAAUUAAAUUGUGUAUUUUAGUUUUCACGAAAGAUGUAUAUUUUUAGAACUCGCUAUUACGUAAUUUACUACGAUAACAAGUAUAAUGUAUUAUUAGACCUCUGUUCUAUUUAUAUUGUAUAUACUUCAGUUGAAAGUAACUUACUGUACAUAAUAUGCUUCUAUGAUACCACGCCAAUUCAGUUUACGAAAUAGCUUUAAAACUGGCGUUUUUUUUUUUCAAAUACUUUCAGCAACAUAAUCUUUUUGGAAAACAUGUCAAUGAAAUAUUCUAGCAGAUCCACAUUAAGUAAAGCAAGAGCUGCGGUCCCGUUAUGACUGAUAUUGACAACCGCGCAAGACCCAAUUAACGCGCGAACGGUCUUGUCGCCUGCGUCGCUUCGCGCCAUCGCGCCACCGCGCCGCGCCAUAACGUCCAACAGGCUAUUACCGUUGAUGAUAACCUUGAGGAAACUAUUAGUGAGCUCGUAUAACCUAUAAACUAGAGCCUAAUGUCACGGUUCAGCAUAACUCGGUAACGAUCAAGUGAUUAGAGAGAAACUCGCUAAAGGCCACGACAUAGCGCAUGCCUCUUUCUUAGUGUUUUAGAUCAAUAUUCGUUUCAUUAAAUGCUCAGAUAUGAUUUGAUCUCAUUUACAAAGAGGUCAGUUAUAUUUGGUCAGAGAUGAGUAGUAAAGACGUACAGAAAGACGUAACUGUCAUAAAAUAUUAAAUAUAUAUUAUAAUAUUGUUUUAUACACUUAUAUUACUAUCCCGUCACACCACCAGCACCACCCACCUCCGUCUCUGAAAGCUUGUGAUUAUUUAUUGUACAUAGUGACAGACCUACAAACAGUGGUAUGUGCAAUUUUAGGUUAGCUUUCAGCGGAAACUUGUAAAUUAUUUUAGUUAUUCAGCCAGAAUCAGUGGACCUGUGGACGUGUCGUUGGCAUCGAAGGUAUCCUUUUGUAAAAAAGACUAAUCAAAUAAUACUCAUUGUAAAAUUCGAGUUAAGACUUGUACAUGACUGAUUUAAAUGUAUUGCUGUAUCUGUAAAGUUGUAUUAAAUAUCAGCUGUUUUUGUAUAUUUUUGUGAAAAUGGUUUGUAACGUGCAAUAGAUUAUUCAGGACGUAGAAUAAAUUCCAUUUAACUAUUUGUAGCUCUAAUACUAUUUCACUUAUUUUAUUCGUUUAUGAGUUUUGUUACUAUAAAGCUCAAUUUUUUUGUAAGAAAGCGUUAAGAAUAUAUAUAAUUUAUAUGGAACCGUAACGUAUGUAUGUAAAAAUACGUGAAAUCGUGCUAUAAAUCAAUACGUAAAAGAAAUAAAUGUAAUAUUACUUAUUUACAAUAGUUCUCUUGUUCGUAAUACAAAAAUAAUUUAUUUAUAAUGAAAAUACUUAGAGGAUUUCCACAAUAGCCUAUUGUAUGUUGUACCUUACUGUUAAGUACCAAGAUUUUUAAAAUUCUUCAUUUUCAGUAUGCAUUAUGUUCAAAGUUAUUUUAAUAGCCUUUAUUCAAAAGUUUCAGUGUGAAAGACAAACUAUUAUGUAAUUGCUUUUAGAAGACUAAAGAGACAUUAAUUUAUAAUUACAAUUUUUAUAGAGAACUUUUCUACCGAAGCAACCUCGAAGAUUCCAGGUUUUACUUGGCUAAUUUUUUCCGGUUGAAGGAUUUCAAUAUCAAAACCGCAAAAGUUCAAUAAAGCGCUUGUCAUUUGUUCUCCUGACUAAUAUCAGAAUGUUGUAUCUGUAAGUAUAAAGUGAAAGUUUAUACUGCUAAAACUCGGGAUUCGAACUCGAGUCCCUGGAGUGUUCUGCCAUCUGCUGGACAUAUAUCAAAGCUCCAACGCCUUUCGGGACAAAUAAUGACAAUAUGUUUUUUACAUUAAUGAUUGAAAAUUAAAUUCUUGAAGGAGGAAACAAACAGUGGUUAGGGCAGCGAAGGGUCUUUCCAGAUGUCGGGUAAUGGCGAUGGUUUCUCUUCAAAGGUUGUUUGUUAGAAAGGAAUUGUUGGAAAUAUAUUGUGAGUUUAUUUAAUCACUUACCUUGACUCUUCUCCAUAUUGUAGGGUUUCUUAAUUUGAACAAUUUCACCUGGAAUUCCUAAGAAUAGUUUGAAUGAAUCGUACAUAAGUAAUUGUGCGGAGAAGGGCAUUUGGACCAACCAACCAAUAUUGUCAACUCUUUUUCGUUUAUUAUCUUUAGUGUUAAGUUCACUAAACUCAUACAAUCUUUUUUAAUUAUACUGUUCGAAUUUUUAUUUGAUCUAACUUAUUUUAAGGAAUUUCCAUGUAUUUAAAUAGAAUCAAUUGUAACAUUAAGUUGACAAGCCUUUAUUGUACUAUAGAAAUACAGCUUUUAAAUUAUUAAAUUGUAUAUUAUAUAAACGGACAGACCUUACUGUGUUUAGAGCACUCUACAAAACAUGUUAUUAUUUGAUGUAGCAUUGAUAAUACGUAAACAUUUAUUUCAUCUUGAACGUUUAAAAGACAAAUGGGAAGUGAUAAUUGUGGUAAAGUAGAGAUGUAGCGCAUUAUCGACAAUGUAUAUAGCCGAAGUAAAUACUGUACUGUAACUGAGUUGUAAGUUAGUUGGCCUACUGUAUGUAUAUGACUGCCUCCGCGGUAUAGCCUAUUGCCAUUCUUCUUGUCAUUAGAUUAUGUUAUAAAUUAUACGUUAUGUCAUACAA